Formica exsecta is the source of this 828-nucleotide messenger RNA. RefSeq lists its product as uncharacterized. The coding region runs from base 317 to 790 and encodes 157 amino acids. The record is from RefSeq and is a predicted model, not a curated record. The transcript has 2 exons. Lineage: Eukaryota; Metazoa; Arthropoda; Insecta; Hymenoptera; Formicidae.
CGAGACAUCGCCCGGUCGUCACAUCUCGGGCAUCCUCCGUAUUGUCCGGACACGUCGUUCUCCAACGUUAUUUCGCUCGCUUUCGUUACAUCUCCAGAGAUACCCGGUCCUAUCCAAUCGCAUUAUAAAAGUUGCAAAAAGUGGUCGGCUGGUCUCGAGUUCACGUUCGUUGAGCCGGAGAUAACUUGGCGAAUUCGGCGAUCCAAGAGAGAAUACCUUGAUUUUCUGGACUUGUCCAGGUUCUCACAAUCAAAGUUGAACAGAAAACAAUUUUUUAAUUUAAUAAAAUCGGGAGGAGUUUGGAAACAGAAGACCAAUGUUAUCGAUCAACAUGCGUAUAUUCAAGACUGUGUUACUCAUCGCUUCCUUUGGAACGAGCGUUCGGUGUUUACCCGUCACCGAGGAGUCGCCCAAAGCUGAAGUCUCCUCCUCGGUGAUUCCGCAGGAGACAACGACGGCCGCGUCGAUUUCCGAUACCACCGAUUACUAUGAUCAGCGACAGAACGGAACCGAGAACUAUCGUAUCCACGUAGACGGUGUGGUAUUCGUAUUUGCACCGGUCGAGGCACUACUACUCAUGGCUGGCGGGACCGAUUCUAAUUUACCGAUUUCCAACCACAGUGAAUCUGCAAUUCAGUCUAUUGGCGACAGACCCAAUGCCGAUGGCAUCCACAAUAAAACCGAAUCAGCGAUCUCGAAAACAAUACAUAAAUCAGCUUUACGAUUGACGAAUCUCUUGGCGCCCUUAAUACAUCGCAUACAUCACGAACGAGGCAUAAACGUGCAUUAAAACAGCUCUUCAAUACUCGCUUCAAUAUGCAAUAGUGU